ACCAAAAAUGGAUGAUGAACAGCUGAUUGAAUUGGUUCGUAAAUAUUCUGUCCUUUACGAUUUGUCACAUCCAAAAUAUAUGGACAACAGUUUCAAACUCGACAUUUGGAAUAAAAUAGGAGGAGAAAUGAAAGUAAAUGGUUCAUCCUGUAAAGCUAGAUGGAAUAAUAUACGAGACAAUUAUCGCAAAUCGAUGAAGAAAACAAAAACUAAGAGCGGAGACCCUGCAAAAAAAAUAAAACGGUAUAAAUAUUUCGAACAACUAAGCUUCUUAAGCAAUUAUUUCUACGAGAGGGAAACAAAAGGCAAUAUUGAAAACGAUGUAGAAAACAUAGAUGAAGAAGAAAACUCGCAGAAUGUGGAUGCAGAAGAAACAUAUGUAUCAUCGGAACCUAAUGAAUCAGGGCCAAAUGUUUCAGAUGUAUUGGAACCUAAUGUAUUAGAUUCGAGUGAAAACAAGCAAUCUCAUUUAACUCAACGCUCAUUCAAAACAUCAUCAAGAAGGCUACCGCCACAACAAACUGCUUCAGCAAAACUAAUGGAGUAUUUGAUAAGUGACAAAAAGGACAAGCAAGUUACUACUGCUCCGCAACACCACGUGGACGCAUUUCUAGCUGGUGUAGCUCCAACAUUAAAAAGUUUUACGCCAUAUUACUUGCAUCUAGCAAAAUCUGAAAUAUUUCACACGGUGCAAAAAUACGAAAUGGAAAUGAUCAUGCAGCAGGACUCAUAUCCAAGACCUGGCCCCAAUUUUGUUAACACAAGGCUACAUUCCGAGCACUCAUCAUCGACCUCCACGUCAAGAGGAACUACUCCUUUACCGUCGCCUGUUGCACCAUUUCCACAACAUAGUUUGCAAAAUCCAAAUCAAAAUGAAUUUUCAUCUGUGGGAGAUUCAAACGCGACCAACAACCCUUUGCAAAGUUAUUUUCACAACUUUCCAAAUUAACUGAACAUGAUUUUUUACA
Molecule: messenger RNA, 968 nt
Organism: Photinus pyralis (common eastern firefly)
Lineage: Eukaryota; Metazoa; Arthropoda; Insecta; Coleoptera; Lampyridae
Exons: 2
Coding region: 8-949 (313 amino acids)
Biological process (GO): regulation of transcription by RNA polymerase II
Cellular component (GO): transcription regulator complex; nucleus
Source: RefSeq, a predicted model, not a curated record